AUGAUCCUACCCGUCCUGCUCUCAAUGUUUCCUGCCGCUGCUGUUGUGCUGGCACAGGAGGACAGCACUGCGCAACCGGUCUGCUCAGUCAAUCAACUGUUCAACGGCCAAAUUUGCACAUGCGCGCCCGGAUAUUUUUCGUCAGCUAACGAUGAAUCAAAGACCAGAUGCGAGGACGAGUGCGAAGAGGUCUACUUUUCAUUCUUCACCUAUGGAAAGUGUGUGGGCGACAUCUUCGGUAAGCUCCCCAAGGAUCAGCAGCCGGCGUGCAACCUUCGUUGCGGAGUCCGACCGCGUCUCUGGACAUCAAUCGGCAUUUUCUGUGUGUUUGCCGCGGCUCUGGCCACACUGCUCUUCACGAUCCCGAUGUGUAUCGCCACCUGUGCUAGCUGUCUUCACGCCAAGAAAGCGAACAAGAACGCAAAGCGGGUAAUUAUGGAGCAACAGGCGCAACCUAGUAAGGAUCAACAAGUGGCAACGAUGGGGUACAAUCCGUACGCGUACUGGCCGUACUACGGACGGGCCUAA
Necator americanus (New World hookworm) is the source of this 528-nucleotide messenger RNA. RefSeq lists its product as uncharacterized. The coding region runs from base 1 to 528 and encodes 175 amino acids. The transcript is spliced from 5 exons. The record is from RefSeq and is a predicted model, not a curated record. NCBI's taxonomy places the organism in Eukaryota, Metazoa, Nematoda, Chromadorea, Rhabditida, Ancylostomatidae.